UCCUCGCCGGCCGGCGGCCUCGGCGCCCGUCCUCGGCUCGCGCGGCCCACGACCGCGCCCGGGCCUCGGCCCCGCCAGGGCGCCCGCGCGGUUCGGGCGGGCCUCGCAGGCGAUGGCGGCCGCGGCGGCGCUCUCGGGCGCGGGCGCCCCUCCCGCGGGCGGCGGGGCCGGGGGCGGCGGGUCCCCGCCGGGCGGCUGGGCCGUGGCGCGGCUCGAGGGCCGCGAGUUCGAGUACCUCAUGAAGAAACGCUCGGUGACCAUCGGGCGCAACUCGUCGCAGGGCUCGGUGGACGUGAGCAUGGGCCACUCGAGCUUCAUCUCGCGGCGCCACCUGGAGAUCUUCACGCCCCCGGGCGGCGGCCUUGGUGCGGCGGCCCCCGAACCCGCGCAGCCCCGGCCCGACGCAGGCGGCGACUUCUACCUGCGCUGCCUGGGCAAGAACGGCGUGUUCGUGGACGGCGUGUUCCAGCGGCGCGGGGCGCCGCCGCUGCAGCUGCCCCGCGUGUGCACAUUCAGGUUUCCGAGCACAAACAUCAAGAUAACAUUCACGGCCCUGUCCAGUGAGAAAAGGGAGAAACAGGAGGCUCCCGAGUCCCCGGUGAAGCCUGUGCAGCCACACAUCUCGCCCCUGACCAUCAACAUUCCAGACACCAUGGCCCACCUCAUCAGCCCCCUCCCUUCCCCUACAGGCACCAUCAGCGCUGCAAACUCCUGCCCAUCCAGCCCCCGGGGAGCUGGGUCUUCAGGGUACAAAAUGGGCCGUGUGAUACCAUCUGACCUCAAUUUAAUGGCUGACAACUCACAGCCAGAAAAUGAAAAGGAAGCUUCAGGUGGAGACAGUCCAAAGGAUGAUUCAAAGCCACCUUAUUCCUAUGCACAAUUAAUAGUACAAGCGAUUACAAUGGCUCCUGAUAAGCAGCUCACCCUAAAUGGAAUUUAUACACACAUCACUAAAAAUUAUCCAUACUACAGGACUGCGGACAAGGGCUGGCAGAAUUCAAUUCGCCACAAUCUCUCUCUGAACCGUUAUUUCAUCAAAGUCCCGCGUUCCCAGGAAGAACCAGGCAAAGGCUCCUUCUGGAGGAUAGACCCAGCCUCUGAGAGCAAAUUGAUAGAGCAGGCUUUUAGGAAAAGACGGCCUAGGGGCGUGCCUUGCUUUAGAACCCCUCUGGGACCGCUCUCCUCUAGGAGUGCCCCGGCCUCUCCCAACCACGCGGGAGUGCUGUCUGCUCACUCCAGUGGUGCCCAGACCCCCGAGAGCCUGUCACGGGAAGGUUCGCCAGCCCCCCUGGAGCCUGAGCCCAGCGCCUCACAGCCCAAACUCGCCGUCAUCCAGGAGGCCCGGUUUGCCCAGAGUGCACCAGGCUCACCCCUGUCUGGCCAGCCUGUCUUAAUCACCGUCCAGCGGCAGCUACCCCCUGCGGUCAAGCCUGUUACCUACACUGUUGCAACCCCAGUGACCACCUCCACCUCUCAGCCACCGGUUGUGCAGACGGUCCACGUAGUCCACCAGAUACCAGCAGUGUCGGUCACCAGCGUGGCUGGACUAGCCCCAGCAAGCACUUACACAGUUGCGGGCCCAGCAGUGGUCACUCAGGCAGCGGUCCUGGCCCCUCCCAAAGCAGAACCACAAGAGAAUGGAGACCACAGGGAAGUCAAAGUGAAAGUGGAACCUGUUCCUGCGAUAAGCCACGCCACACUGGGUGCUGCCAGCCGGAUCAUCCAGACGUCACAGGCCACCCCAGUCCAGACAGUCACCAUCGUGCAGCAGGCCCCUCUCGGUCAACACCAGCUUCCAAUAAAAACUGUAACACAAAACGGGACCCACGUGGUGCCAGUGCCUGCUGCGGUGCAUGGCCAGGUGAACAAUGCCUCAGCGAGCCCUUUACACAUGCUGGCGACCCACGCGUCGGCCUCGGCAUCCCUGCCCACAAAGCGCCAGAACGGUGACCAGGCGGAGCAGCCGGAGCUGAAGCGGAUCAAGACGGAGGACGGCGAGAGCUUCGUCAUCGCGCUGAGUGUGGAUGGGCCACCAGCAGCCGUGCGGGAGAAGGGCGUCCAGAACUAGCGGCCGGAGCUCCUCCCUUGGCGGCUCCACGGGCUCGGGAGCAGCGUCCUGCAGGUGGACCCCUCGGCACUGACAGCCCAAACCCGGUGGCCUUAACACUCCUGGACGCAGUCAGGCCGCCUCGCCCAGGGCCAGCACCGGGGAGCACCCGAGGUCGGGGACCGGAGCGAGGCGCGCUUCCCCGCAGGCCCGGCCUGGAUGUGCCACAGCGCCAUGGCCCCGAGCACACGGGCAGGAGGGUGCCCAGCUCCUGCUCCAGCUCCGGCUCCAGCUUCGGCUCGGUCCUCCUGCGGACGCCGGGCCCAGUGCGCCCCCACGCGAUGGCUGCCCGGUGAACUGGCCCACGCCCGCGGUUCUGGGCUGAUUGUUUGCGUUGACUUGUCCCUGCAUAAUCCCACUUAAGUAAAGCGAGUCUCCGAGUGUUGUGUCCGCUAAGACGACAGAGCCCUUCCCUCUUUCAGAAAGCAGUCUGUUUCGUCACCUUCAAAACCGCGCCCUGGUGGUUUGGGAUGGGCCACCCUGGGUGUCCUGUGCUGGCUGGCAACCUGCUGAGUUCUCGGCAGGCCCUGGAGGCGAGCGACUGCUGGUCGCCCUUGGUUUGCAGGAGUUUCUCUGGCCUUGAGGAGUGGUCCUGCAGGAAGGCCAGCCUCUCCUAUAGCGGCACCGUGGCUUCGGCCCUGGCUUCCGGAGCGUUCCUGGCUAGGGCCCAGAAGCAGAGCAGACAGGCUCCAGCCUCAUUGUGAAUGUUCAGUGCCAUCAUCAUAACAUUAUUUAUUUAAAUGUAGUUAUUUUGGUAUUUAAUUUUUUUUUUAAAGAGGAAAAAAAAAAAAAAAACCUGUAUUUUCCUGGUGGAAUGAAAUGGCUCAGAAUGGUAUAU
Sciurus carolinensis (gray squirrel) is the source of this 2945-nucleotide messenger RNA. It is a transcript of the gene Foxk2, whose product is annotated as forkhead box K2. The transcript has 9 exons. Gene Ontology annotation, molecular function: protein binding; DNA-binding transcription factor activity, RNA polymerase II-specific; RNA polymerase II cis-regulatory region sequence-specific DNA binding. The record is from RefSeq and is a predicted model, not a curated record. Lineage: Eukaryota; Metazoa; Chordata; Mammalia; Rodentia; Sciuridae. Gene Ontology annotation, biological process: regulation of transcription by RNA polymerase II. The coding region runs from base 113 to 2068 and encodes 651 amino acids.